CGAGGUUGAAGGUUUUGCUUGGCCGCUGGUUUCCCUUCCUUUACUUUUCUCCCAAGCAAGCCUUGACGCUCUUUCGUCUGCCUGCAGGAACAGGAAGCGCCGGGCGCCAUUAUGCACAUCUCUGUCUUCUCCCUUACUCGCCUGUUUACCUUGUGUUUCUCGAUUUUGAUCUUUGUGCCGGCCGCGUACGCUGCGCCUCAUCUCGUGAGCAUUUCUGAGCUCAUCCCUCGCCAGGACGGACCGACGACAUUCCAGACGACCGUCACGUCCACCAAUAGUCUGAAUAUCCGAAGUGCUGGGAACACUUUCGUUCAACGGUGUACGAUCACGCUGACUCCUGUCACUGCGGUUGGUCAAGAAAUGGUGCUUGUGGAACAGUCCUGUGACGCUGGGACAAUGACGACGACGACGGCGACAAUGUCAGAUACACAACCGAGCUCCACUUCACCGACCCAGUUCGACUACACUUCCUCCAGACCCAUCUUUAACCUCAACACCAUCACGACUAGCUCCUCUUCCUCCGUUCCCACCAGUACCGAAGCACCGCAAAGCCUGUCACAGAGUAGGACUAUUACCAGUGCUAGAACGACAAACCCUACUACUACGUUCUCAACACGGACAUCAACCUCCACUUCAAUUGGCACUGCAACAGCUGGACAACUUUCUGUUCCGGGGCGCACUGUCUCCGUGCUGCCCAUAGGAUUAGGUGUCUUCGCCAGUGUGUCGGUCAUCGGAAUUAUCGUUGUGGGAGUCGUCACUUGGGAGAGGACCAAAUACAGGAAGGCUUUCAGAGCAAGAAGAUUAGCAGAAGCGGGUGGCACGAUGGCUUAUACAGAUACUGCGCCGAGCGCAUAAUUUUAUGUUGUUCUGCUCCCCUUCGUUCCUUUUACUGCUUUUCCUUUGCUAUUUAGUACGACUUUCGAUCUUGGCUAAGUGCACUGGUUGCGCCUUUGUUGCUUGAAGGUGUAUAAUC
Cantharellus anzutake is the source of this 973-nucleotide messenger RNA. RefSeq lists its product as uncharacterized. The transcript has 4 exons. The record is from RefSeq and is a predicted model, not a curated record. Bases 112 to 855 code for a protein of 247 amino acids. NCBI's taxonomy places the organism in Eukaryota, Fungi, Basidiomycota, Agaricomycetes, Cantharellales, Hydnaceae.